AUGGAGCAACGCAUAAAGUUUUGCUUCAAGUUAGGCAAAACGGCGACGGAGACACAUGACAUGUUAGUGAAAGUUUACGGCCAGGAAGCAGUGAGUAAAAAGUGUGUUUAUGAGUGUUUUAAACGCUUUACAGACGGAAAGGAGGAUGUCAAAGACAGGCACCAGGUUCCAGUUUUGGAUCGCCCACCAUAUUCUCUAGAUCUGGCUCCCGCGGACUUCUUCCUGUUUCCCCGCCUCAAAGGAGUUCUGAAAGGCCAACACUUUUCCGACAUUACUGAGAUCCAACAACGUGUGACAACGGUGCUUCGACCCACACCGACAGAAGCGUUUGCAGACAGUUUCCAACAAUUGUACACCCGAUGUCAAAAGUGUAUUGUUGCUAAUGGCGAAUACUUUGAAGGCCAGUAA
This is a messenger RNA of Stegodyphus dumicola, 408 nucleotides long. Its product is annotated as histone-lysine N-methyltransferase SETMAR-like. NCBI's taxonomy places the organism in Eukaryota, Metazoa, Arthropoda, Arachnida, Araneae, Eresidae. The record is from RefSeq and is a predicted model, not a curated record.